Molecule: messenger RNA, 8361 nt
Organism: Guillardia theta CCMP2712
Lineage: Eukaryota; Cryptophyceae; Pyrenomonadales; Geminigeraceae
Exons: 30
Coding region: 1-8361 (2786 amino acids)
Molecular function (GO): protein binding
Source: RefSeq, a predicted model, not a curated record
AUGGAUCAUGGCGGACGGGUCUGCGCCCCGACAAGCACUCGGCACGAGGGGGUGGCAGUGAAGACGAUCUCGUCCAAUAAGGUUCAGCUCGAUGGAGGGGCGGCGGAGCAGGACGGAGCGUAUGUGGGAGACUUGAUGAUGAUGGGAGGGGAGUCGAGGAGAAUCAUCUCCUACAGCUCAGAGCGGGUCGUCGUUGUCGACCCUCCCUUCUCCUCCUCGGAGGCGGGCGGGCAGUCCUACGUCAUCGUCCGCGUCUGCGAGGUAGGAGCGCUCUCGCACCGCGUCGGCCACUCGUUCGCUGCUUUCGGAAUGAACGUGGCAGGAGUUUCUUCAGCUUCCCUUCAGUUCGUCAUUCCAGCCCCCGUCAACUCCCUGCUGCCUGUCCGCACGCAGAACAACAAGGUGGAGGUCUCCUGGAGCAAGUCCGACAUGUCCAACUUCUUCUCUGUCUCCGUCGCGAACCUCUCCAGCGCCAAUGCGUCCAACCCGUCGGCAUAUCAUCUGGUCUCGGUCGUUGGACCUGGCGGCUCCUCCUACACUCUCGACACGUCCAGCAUCCCGUGGCUCUUGAACGGCAGAUACUUCACCGUUGCUGUAUUUGCAGCUGUUGACAGAGCUGGACCUUUCGAGAAAAUUGGCAAGCAUCUGCACAUCUUUACAGCUGCUGGUGUUCCCUUGGCACAUUCCAUCGCAACCUUGCGGGUCAUGAGCAAGACAGAAACUUCCUUUCAGCUUCGAUUCGAUUUCAACCUCUCCCAGCUCAACAGCGAUCGUCCUCCCAUGCAUAUAUGUGUCGAGGUCUGUCAAGUCUCUUCGCUCAACGCCUCGUGCCGGCUCUAUCCCAACGGCUCUUUCCCAGCUGAUCUCCAACAGGCGAAGAAGUUUUAUCCGCAAUCCGGAGAGAGCUGGGGAGAGGCUGAGAUCUUGAGUCAGGAGGGGUUCGUUCUCAGUCAGCAGGAGGGGUAUCGCAUCCAAGCAUACGCUGGGAACUUGUACGAUGACAACGGAGACGGUCUUGUGCUGGGGGAGGAAGGCUUCACCUUGCAGCCUGUGCAAGCGAGCGAGGUGCUGAUCCUCGGGCCGCUGCCUCCUCCUGUCUCAGACCUGAAGGUCAAGGGGACGGGAAACUCGUUGGUAAAGCUAGCAUGGAGCAGGACAGGGGCUGGCGGCAGCCUCUCUUCCUCCUACCUCGUUGAAGUUUCCGACGUCAGCGUCUCCUCCUCGUCCUCCUGGCAGCCUGCGCGACUCGUAGCCGCGCGAGUGACUGGCUUGAUGCUGGACGCGACGCACGCUCGCUUCCUCUCUCCCGUCUCCUCGCAUGUCGGGCGAUCCUUCACAUCUGCUCCCUACCUCGGCAGAUCCCUGACUGGCACUCUGCUCCAGUGCUCCUCCUCCUCCUCGCCGGGACAGGAGGACUGUCGGGUCAGCAUCAGCUCCAACGUGAGCUUCGGGCUGGGGCAGGAGGAGGAGUUCGCCGUCCUGUUGAGCGAGGAGGAAGGUCACGGUUGGGGCCUGGAAGGCGAGAAGACGUACGCGUUCAGAGUGAGGGCAGGCAACCUCAACGUGCUGUCGUUCGAGCAGGAGGGCAGCAACCUGGUGUCCUGCUUCACUGUCCUCCGCCCUCCUCCGGUCUCCUCGCUCGCCCUUGACUACCUCCUCGGCGAAGACGGGGCGAAGCUGAGCUGGAACGCGGGGGGAGGAGGGAGGAUGUGCGAGAGGGUCGAGUUCGAGGUGGACCUUUCCUCCAACGCCUCCUCCUACAGCGACCGGCAUCGCGUCGCUCUUCUGGUCUCCUCCCUCCUUCCUUCGACCUACUCCGUCAACGUCUCGGGCCUGUCGCUCGGCCUCUCCUACAGGAUCUCCAUCUGCUCGCGGUGUCAGCUCCAGUCCUCCGGCCUCUCUCCUCCCUUCAUCGACGGCGACUCCCUGGCGUGCAGCAGGAGCAAUGAGGUUCUUGUCACCAUGACGGCGAAGCCUUCGGGUCCCAUCCUAGGGGUCGCCAUCGUUGCCUUCACCUCUACCGCCAUCAGGAUCGGCUGGCAGCCCAAGGAGCACGUCGACCGCUACAAGGUGCGCGUGCUCGUCUACAACGAAAGCGUCCUCCUCCAAAGCUUCCUCUACCAGUUCCCUCCUCCCCUUCUGGCCCGCUUCCUCCCGGACCUUGAGCCCAAGUUGGAGGACGCGGUCUUCCAGGAGCCGGAGGCAGUGUUGUUCCUGGAUCCGCAGGGGUGGGGGAGGUACCUGGAAGGAGCAGGAGCUUGGUUCAGCUUCCAGGUGCUGGGAGGGAGCGCGCAUGACGGGGGGGAGUACUCGGUGAUGUCAGAGGAGACGCCUUUGUACUCCCUCGCCCUCCAGCCCGAGCUCAACUAUUCCCUCCUCCUCAAGACCAGGACGAGCGCUACCGUCUCGUGGAGCUACCGGGAGGCAGGAGGGCUCUUGGACCCGCAGAAUCACUCGCAGACGCUCUUCUCCUUCUCCUCCCUCCUGCUCCAGGCCGGCAGCUCGUGGCAGCCGGCAGCAGCGGACAGGAGGAAGAGCAUCGCGACGGCAGACAGAGGGACGUGGAGGAGCGACCAGGUCGUGUUGGAGCAGCUGACAGACAGCGGGCAGCUCGACCUCCAGGUAUCCGCCAGCACCAUCGCCAGCUCCCUCCCGAUCUCAGUCCUCGGCAUCUUCUCCGUCGCUCAGUGCCCAGCCAAGGUGAACGUCACCUCGUCUCUCUGCCUCUCCUCCUCCGCCAGCGCUGUCCAUGGAGCCUACGCAGGCCUCUCCCUCCUCGUCGUCCGGGGCGAUGCCAUGGGCUUCUACGACCCCUUCGUUCUCUCCUACGACGGGCAGGAGCGUCGGCUGCUGCUCAGUCGAUCUCCGCUCUCCUCCUCUUCCUCCUCCAACUGGGUCGCCAUCAUCUCCAUCGGGUCUCUGCCCUCCUCCUCCCUGCAGACCGUCGUCAGCGUGUCGGGAGCUGUCCUUCAUCUCAGCAGCGUCUCCUCGCUGACAGCUGGGCUCUUCCUCCGGCUGGCGUCCGGGAAGGGGCGAGGAGAGGUCAGGAAAGUCACCUCAGUCAGCCAGGCAGCCUCCUCCGUGACCCUCUCCUCGAGCUUCGACGUCUCUCCCGAGCUGGGCGACAGGUUUGAGGUCCUCAACUACUCGACCAGGGCUGCUCUCCUCCUCAACGUUCAGCUCCAUGGCCCCCCCCUAGCCCCCGUCCGCCUCUCCUCCUCCAAGAUCUUCUCAGCCUCCAUCCUCCUGCAGUGGACCGAGCUCGGGCAGUGCCAGACCAAGACAGGGUCGGUCAGCUGCAACAUCACUUCUGCGCUGUUGCAGGCGCGAGAGACUCACUCCUCGCGCGACUUCUACGUCAACGCUCCCUGGCCGAGCAUUGAGAAGAACGUCUCCAUAUCUGUACCCGGGCAAGCGCUCUUCACUGGCCUCGAUCCGCUCAGCUCCUACGAGGUGCGGGUCGCCACCCGAGCAGCAGGAGUGCUGGAGCUCGGCGCAGUCUCGCAGCCGUUCGCCUUCAAGCUCACUGACAUCCCUCCUGAUGAGAGGGCGACCAUCGGAGACUUGACGGACUCCUCCUCCUCCUCUUCAGUCACCCUGUCCUGGACUAUCCCAGGGACCUUGAACCCGCUCGCCCCCCCUUACGUAUCCAAGUUCAAGAUCGCAGUCGGGCAGGACGCCGCGAGCCUCCUGGAGUACCGAGACAGCACAGGAGCCGUCCUCCUCCUCGACCGCAUUGACGUCUGCGUCUAUCCCAUCGAGCUUGCCCGGCACUCCUACACCUCCAACGCUGCCGGCAUCGAGUGCCGCGUGACUCUCACCGGCCUCCCUCCCGCCACCAUCCUCCUCUUCAAGAUCUUCUGCGGCAACGACUUCGGCUUCGAGCAGCAGGGAGCAACGUCCAGUCUCAACCGCUCCAACUCCUCCGCCCUCCUCUCCUGGUCGCGACCCCUCGGCUGGCCGCAGGUGACCCGCUACUACGUCUCCUACAGUCAGGACAACUCCAGCUGGACUCCAGCUCCCGGCGCGGCUGGCGCGCGCGACAUCAUCGUGACGGAAAAUUCGACGGUGCAGCAUCGGAUCUCGGAGCUGAGGAGGAGGACGAGCUACUACUUCAGGGUCCACGUGGGAGGGCAGGACGGAGUCGACGGGUUCUAUCCCGACACUGUCCUCGACCCCACCACCAGCAACGUCGUCAGCGUCCUCAUCGCCGACGUUCCCUCGCGGCCCGUCAUCGGCGUUGCUCUCCCCUCCCCACCAGACAGGAACUCCGUCCUCCAGCUCUCUUGGAGCAGCCCCAUCAUUGACUCCCCCGUCUCCAGCUACCUCGUCCGCGUCUGGGACUGCGGCAGCGGCACCUCUCCGGCCUGCUCCUCGACCCCAGCUCUCUUCCUCUCCCCUGCCCAGCAGGUCGCCACCUUCCUGAGCUCCCCUGCCCAGCUGACGGGGCUCAAGAGGGGAACCUGGUACCAGCUGCAGGUAGCGGCACAGAACCUGGCGGGUCAGGGAGCAUGGAGCGACAACAGCAGCCUCGUCCGCACUCUCAGCCUCCCCAGCGCCGUCAGUCAUCUCAACGUCUCCCAGCUGAAUCCGAACUCUGUCGUUCUCAGCUGGUCUCCGUCCCCCGGCGCCUCCUCCUACAAGCUCGUGUGGAGCGCAACGCAGCCUCUGAACCCCUCCUUCGUCCUCCUCACUGGCGACAAGACUCAGUACCAGCACAACUUUGUCUUCGUCAACCCCCUCCAAGUCACCUAUACCAUCUUUGCUGGGGAUGCGACAGCCUUCGAGGAUCAGGGGAGAACAGUAAUUCUUCCCUCCGCUGCUCAGAACUUUCAGAUCACGGCGGGCACGCAAAACUCCAUUACCUUCUCCUGGACGCCCAACCCUGCCGCCAACGUCUUCCAGAUUCGCUUCUCGCGCUCCCCCACCUUCGACAACUCUCGUCCUGCUGCCCCGGAGACUUCGCUGACCCACCAGACGGUAGCUGGGCUUCUGCCCGACAAGCUCUACUUCUUCAAGGUCUUCUCCCGCACCUCCGGCGCCACCCCCUACGAGCUUUUUGGCAGCGACCUUCUCAACGCCACAGCCUCCGACCUUCCGCUCCCUCUCGUCAGCGCCGCCGUCACCGCCACCUCCUCCAGCCAGGUCUCUCUUCGAUGGUCUCCUUCCCCCCUCGGGCCCCGGCCCACCAAGUUUCGCGUCCUCUGGGCAUCGCAGCCGCUGCCCUGCAAUGGCAGCCUGACGGCAAGUCAGUUCGGCAACCCACUGGAGACGGAGAGGGAGGAGGCGACGAUCACGGGCCUCCAGCUCGAGCAAGCCAUCGCCAUCGUCGUGUACGCGGGGAAUCUCAAGGGGUUCGAGCAGGUCGGCAGCAGCCUCCUCGCCUGCGUCUCCCCCGUCGCUCCUGUCACGCAGGCGCUGGUGCGAGGGACCUCAGCAGGCUCCCAGCUGGGGGUGACGCUGAACUGGCGGCCGCCAGCAGAGGGGAUGCAGCCAACGUCGUACAGGAUCUCAGCGAGCAACAGGAUGGGCGUCAAGUACUUCGACUCCUCUGACGUCCUUCACAACGGAGCCAGACACUCGCUGCAGUCCGCCUUCGUCCCCCUCCUCCAGCCGUACUUCCUCCUCCUCUUCUCCAUCCACUCCAGAGCUACCUCGGGCUUCUACGAGCCGGCAGGAGGCAUCACAGCUUCAGAUGACGCCCUGCUGAGUGCGGCAGCCCCGACUCCCUCCUCCUGGCGCGUCUCCCGCGUCUCCUGGAACAGCGUCACGUUCGCGGCUCGGGUGCACCCACAAGGUGCAAACUCCUCCUGCUUCUCAGCUCGGCUCUACUACCAGAUCCCCAGCCUGAUGCUCAACGGGGAGCUCAACGACUUCCAGCUGGGCUGCAACCAGACGAGCAGCUGGGAGGAGGAGGUAACGGCAGUAGGACUGAGCAACAACCUCCUCUACCUCUUCGACCUCCGCGUGCUGGUGGGAGAUGCGGUCUUCUCCCCAGCCAUCCUCCUCCCCACCCUCCAGGCCAGCGCCCUGGACGUUCCCACGAGCAUUUCAGUCCUCGGAGUCACCAGCUCAUCCGUGCUGCUCGCAUGGCGGCCUGGAGUUCGCGGGGCUCGUGUGCUGGAGUACGUGCUGGAGUACUACGCGAUGAACGCCUCCUCCUCUUCCAUUGACGAGACUCUCGUCACCAACAGGAUCGUCGCUGCUCAUGUCGGAGGACCAGGAGAGCCCCAGCAGCUCAACGUCUCCAGCUUGUCUCCAGCUGUCAAGUACGCUUUCUUCCUCCGCGCCCGGUCGCUCUCGGGCUGGGAGGCUCCUCCCUCCGCCAGCGUGAGCGUCACCCCCAUCGCAACUCCGACCGACUUUGCCGUCACCAGUGUCCGGGGAGGAGAGGUCGUCCUCAGCUGGGCUAGUCCCCGCCUGGACCCUUACAGCUCAUCCUCCCUCCCUGCUGCUGCCAUCCCUGCCCUCCUCGUCCUCCUCGUUCGCAACUCGACCGUGGAGCAGCGGGUCGGACCCCUGGCCGUCUCCUCCAGCUCGGUCGUCGUCUCAGGCCUGACCGUCGCCUCCCUUUACGAGUUUGAGCUGCUGUCCCUGACGAGCAGUGGGCUAGAGCUGAGGUCUGACCCGAACCGCCUCCUGCGCGUCGCUCCUCUCCCGAGACCCUCCAACCUCUCCAUCGCGGCCAUGCACGAGAACUCCGUCCUUCUCCUCUGUGACGUCGAUCUUCCAGCUGGCUCUCAGCUCCUCCUCCGAGUCUCCUCCUCCCUUCCUCAGCAGUACAACCAGACCUGCUCCCUUGGACAGGCCCAGGGGUCCCAGCAGGCCUGCCAGCUGACGGGGCUCUCUCCCCAGCUGGUCUACAACAUCACCGUCUCCAGCAUGUUUCUCAGCUCGUUCGACCCCCUCGGCGUCAGCAUCCUCGGCGUCAGCCCAGUCGAGCUGCCUGUCAACGCGUCGACGUGCUACGUCAACGUGACUGAGAUCAGCUUGCGGUGGCUUGCUCCAUCCGGCUCGAUCCUCCCGCUCUUCUAUCGCUUCUCCUAUUCCGUCAACGGGGGCCCGGAGCUUUUCUACCCCCACGACAUUCCGGCAGACGUCAGCGCGAGAGAGCAGCGAGGGAGCAUGUUUGUCAGCGAAACCCUCGGUCGCUAUGCCGUCAGCAUUCACUCAGUCAACCCUCUCACGGGGCUGGUGAGCACCAUCGGGUCUCCUCCGUUGAUCAUCGACAAUACCUUCGGACGAGGAGGAGACAUGCUCUCCUUGCCUCGCCCUUGCAGCGGUAACAUGGAUGAGGUCAGACUCUGGAGCCUCGCACGUGACCCUCUCGUCUUGUCCACCUCCCUCUUCGAUACCGUCGCUGUCAGCAGUGCGAAGGGCUUGAUCGGAUACUGGAACUUCAACAACGCGCUGGAGGAUCACGCAUGCAUAGAGAGUUUGACCUACAUAAGAGAUGAGGUGACGGGACAACGAAGUGCCCUCCUCCACGGGGCCAAGCUCUCCUCCUCCACCAUCCCUAUCGACAGAGACCCCAGCGUCAACGUCGCACUCACGAGCGGAUCUGUCGGGCAGCAGGCAGCGACCUCGCUGUCUCCUCUGCCGUUGGGAGGAGGGGAAGGCAUCGUCGUCUACUUCGGGGGGGAGCUGCGCAUGGCGGCUGCGGCUGCUGAUGAAAACCCGACGGACUUGAUCUUCUUCCUCCUUGAAGUCAACAACAACUUGAGCUCCCUCCCGACGGGCGUUGUCGGUCAGGGACGAGGAGGAGGCAACCAGGUCGAGCUCAACGUCACUUGGCAGCCGCUCCUGCGAGACGCUGGGAAGGUCCUGCCCAUGUGCCUUGUGCUGAGAGGGGAACGGAGGAACCCAUCCUAUCCUUUCUUCCGACAGCAGCUCACAGAGACUCGCCGCUGCUUCACCAUCUUCGUCCCUCCCUGCUCCCUCCAAGUGGGGGCUGGUGAAGGCCUGAGGAGCCUCGGCGCUCGAUUUCACGUUCCAUGGCGAACCUUGUUUGUGCUCAACAACAAGCUGAACUCUACAGGUGGCGUUCAGACGGGUCAAGUUCUCAACUUCGGCAAGACGUUCACAAUCGUUGCCGAUCAAGCGCUAGAGGACGCCAUCAGCGUCAUGGGAACAUCGUGGGACGACUUCAUCAACUGCAACGUCAAGGCCGUCAAUACGCUCCUCAUCAAGAACUCGCUAUCGUGUCCCUCCCUCGACUACCCUCAGACCUGUCAUGCUCUCCCACUCCUCAAGGCCGGCGAGGUCGUCGUCGACGUGCAGUACACGGACGUCGAGAGGCACGCGGGCAAGGCGGAGGUGCAGGCUUGCUUCAUCUCUCGCUUCCACUCCUCCUGCUUGUAG